AUGAAUUCUCCUAGCAGUCCAAACAGAGUGAUUAAUAAUCAAUUCCGUUUAAGGAAAAAAUUAUCAGCAGGGUCAUAUGGUGUAGUAUUUGAAGCAGAGGAUAUAGUAAAGAAUCAAAUGGUGGCAGUGAAAAUAGAGAAAAAAGAGAAGAAUUCAACUUUGGAUAGAGAAAUUCAUAUAUUAACAAGAUUAUAGGGUACAUAAGGAGUUCCUAAAUUAAUAUGGAGUGGAACUGAUAAUAAUUCAAACGUGCUUGUGUAAUAGUUAUUGAGUAAAGAUAUUGGAGCUUAUCUAAAAGAGUAUAAAAAGUUUUCAUUAAAAACAGUGUUAAUAAUAACUGAUUACUUAUUAUAAGUUAUUCGAAGAAUUCAUAACAAAUCAGUAGUACAUAGAGACUUGAAACCAGAAAAUAUAAUGUACCAUUCUAAACAGAUAUAUAUCGUUGAUUAUGGGAUUAGUAAGUUGUAUAGAGAUAAUAACUUAAAACAUGUGUAAUAAUUUGAAUAAAUUUGAUUAAGUCCUUUUAAAGAUGGAAGAUCCUUUGUAGGUACAACAAGGUAUGCUUCAAUAGCAGCUCAUAAGGGAUAUGAAAUAGGAAGGAAGGAUGAUUUAGAAUCAAUAAUUUAUAUAGACAUUCUUUUAUUAAAAGGGUAUACAUAAAUUAUUAACUUAGAUUAAAGAUCUUUGCCAUGGUAAAACAUGUUAGGUUAAAAUAAUAAGGAACGCUAAAAAUAAGUUGGUGAAAAG
This is a messenger RNA of Paramecium sonneborni, 747 nucleotides long. NCBI's taxonomy places the organism in Eukaryota, Ciliophora, Oligohymenophorea, Peniculida, Parameciidae. The record is from the annotation of a GenBank genome assembly.